AUAUAUAUAUCUAUGAAGAGGACAACUUGGUGCCGACGGAACGUUUGACGCUGUCGACAUUUUCUACACGGACGCUUUUGUACAAGGAACCAGAAACCACGGGGCUGUCAAAAUGGAAGUGAAAAACGCCAACGCUGCCAUGCUCAGUAACUAUGAGGUGUUCAAACUCCUGACAGACCUGAAGGAACAAAGGAAGGAGAGUGGGAAGAGCAAGAACAGCUCUGGGCAGCAGAACUUGAACACCAUCAUGUAUGAGACGCUCAAGCACCUGUCGAAUACGCCCUGCAGCAGACAGAGCCCAGAGGUGGUCCAAGAGUUCCUCACCACCAUGAUGCCUCAUAAACUCACCAAGGCUGAGAAACUGCAGCUACUGAACCACCGGCCGCAGACCGCAGUGGAAAUUCAGCUGAUGGUAGAGGAGAGUGAAGAGCGUUUGUCGGAGGAGCAGAUCGAGGAGCUCAUCCAGACGGUAGCGGACAUUCUACCCGGUGACCCUGAACAGCUGAAUGCUGCACCAGCAGAAGCAGAGAUGGAUGAACAGUCAUGAAGCUGUGAAAGGCCAGAAAUGUCCCACAGGUGAAGAAUUGGACUGGUUGCUUUAUUUUGCAUCACUUCUUGAACUGAAGAACGUCCUGACAGAGUGGAUGCAGAGUGGCUGCCUGGCCGUGGCUCACAGUACAUGGUUUUCACUAAAAUGUCUCAUUGAAUGAUUCAAAUGAAGGUGAAAAAACGCAUAUUGUCGUCAUUUACUCAGUGUUGUGUACAUACAGCUGGACUCAGAUCCAAGUUGUGCAGACUUUCAUAUGUACAGGUUUUCGAACAGUGACUUUUUUUUCUCCUGACUUGUCUGAUUUGUAUUUCACAGCAGAUCAUAUUUUGGCAGAGAGUCUGCUAUUAAAGGGCCCAUAUUGUGUAAAA
Pleuronectes platessa (European plaice) is the source of this 918-nucleotide messenger RNA. RefSeq names its product calcitonin gene-related peptide-receptor component protein (gene crcp). Gene Ontology annotation, molecular function: nucleotide binding. Gene Ontology annotation, biological process: transcription initiation at RNA polymerase III promoter. The transcript is spliced from 6 exons. Gene Ontology annotation, cellular component: RNA polymerase III complex. The coding region runs from base 113 to 547 and encodes 144 amino acids. The record is from RefSeq and is a predicted model, not a curated record. NCBI's taxonomy places the organism in Eukaryota, Metazoa, Chordata, Actinopteri, Pleuronectiformes, Pleuronectidae.